This is a messenger RNA of Rotaria sordida, 360 nucleotides long. Lineage: Eukaryota; Metazoa; Rotifera; Eurotatoria; Philodinida; Philodinidae. The record is from the annotation of a GenBank genome assembly.
AUGCAGAAAAUUGAUGAAUGGAAAGAAGAUUCAAUCAAGAAAAUUAAACAAAUCGCUGAAAACUGUAGACAAAUAUUAACUGAAUAUAAAAAUAAGUAUUUUGAAAUAGAAAAAAAAUUAUUUGAAUUAACUGAACAAUUAAAACAAAGUAACGAAGAAACUGAAUUUAAUGAAAAUGAUUUACAUCGAUUCAAAACAAAAUUAACAGAACUACUGGAAGAAUUUGGUCCGCCACCAAACAUUAGAAUUCAACAAGAUUCGAAAUCAUUUAUAAACGAAAUCUCAAUUGUCAUUUCAUCUGGAAUUCUAGAAGAAAAUAAAUUAAAUCGCAUUGAUCCAAGUCAAUUUGAAAUAAAAUAA